Molecule: messenger RNA, 3166 nt
Organism: Procambarus clarkii (red swamp crayfish)
Lineage: Eukaryota; Metazoa; Arthropoda; Malacostraca; Decapoda; Cambaridae
Gene: VGAT
Product: vesicular GABA transporter
Biological process (GO): amino acid transmembrane transport
Cellular component (GO): vacuolar membrane
Molecular function (GO): L-amino acid transmembrane transporter activity
Source: RefSeq, a predicted model, not a curated record
GGACGAGGGUCGGCAGUCGGGUGCUGGCGCCACACCGUCCUGCCGGACCCCGCUGCUGUUCCCUGCCUGCCACUGCCGCACCCCGCCUCCACCCCAACCUCUCACCAUAGCCACCUACCACAACCACCACCACCGACAGCGUCUUCUCCCACCAGAGGCGUAUGGCGCCCCUUGCGACGUUAGUAAGAUGAGCUUGUGAGAAGUGUUUCCUUCUCGCCCCACGACACACUCAAAAUGAGCGUGUGAGAAGUGUGUUUCCGCCCCGCUUCAUUACACACUCAAGAUGCCCUUCCGCCUCCCACCCCUCUCCGCCUUCGUAGAGAGCGCCGCGGCGGUGUGGGAUGUGGCCAAGAGCACCAUACCCGAAUCUUGUCUCGGGGGCCCCGACGAACGCCUCAACUUCGCCAAACACGGGCGUAACCGUGGCGAUGUUGAGAUGACAGCCGUGAGUAACGAAGAGGGCGUCCCUGGGGAGGGGGGCGUCCUUCCUGAAGGGCAGCCGCCCCUACAGAGGGAAGGCUCUGUGGGCAGCGUGUCCACCACGGUUGGGGUGGAGUGCGCGGAUAACGACCAGAUCACGGAGUGGCAGGCGGGAUGGAACGUCACCAACGCCAUCCAGGGGAUGUUCAUCGUGUCGCUGCCCUACGCGGUACUCCACGGGGGCUACUGGGCUAUCGUCGCCAUGGUGGGAAUAGCCUACAUCUGCUGCUACACGGGCAAGAUCCUGGUCGACUGCCUUUACGAGCUCAAUGAGGAAGGACAGUGGAUCCGCGUGAGGUCUUCCUACAAGGGCAUCGCCAGGGAGGUGUUUGGGCAGAAGUGGGGGGGCAAGAUUGUCAACUCUGCUCAGCUGAUUGAGUUGUUGAUGACGUGCAUCCUGUACGUGGUGUUGUGCGGCGACCUGAUGAUCGGCAGCUUUCCUGACGGGCCCAUCGACGCCCGCUCCUGGAUGAUGAUCUGCGGCAUCUUGCUCUUGCCCUGCGGCUUCCUCAAGAACCUUCAUCACGUGUCCACGCUCUCCUUCUGGUGCAUGGUCGCCCACUUGGCCAUCAACAUUAUCAUCUUCGCCUACUGUAUCGGCAACGCCUCCACCUGGGCCUGGUCAAAAGUCAUGUUCCGCAUAGAUCUCCUCGAGUUUCCCAUCGCCUUGGGAAUCAUCGUCUUCAGUUACACGUCGCACAUCUUCCUGCCCACGUUAGAGUACAACCUGGUCGACAGGUCGAAGUUCACAUGCAUGCUGAACUGGAGUCAUCUCGCUGCGGCACUCUUCAAAGCGCUGUUCGGUUACGUGGGAUUCCUGACCUGGGCCGAGGACACCGAGGAGGUCAUCACCAACAACCUCCCGAACCCAACUUUCAAAGGAUUUGUCAACCUUAUCCUGGUGGUGAAGGCCAUGUUGUCCUACCCCCUACCAUACUACGCCGCAGUCGAGAUCAUCGAGGUCACCUUCUUCCGUGGACGGCCCAAGACAACGUUCCCCUCCGUUUGGGCGCUCGACGGGGAGCUCAAGGUGUGGGCCUUGGCUGUUAGAGUCCUGGUGGUGGUCUUCACCAUUCUGAUGGCUAUUUUCAUUCCACACUUUGCUAUCCUGAUGGGCUUGAUAGGUUCCUUUACAGGAACUAUGUUGUCCUUCAUUUGGCCAUGCUAUUUUCAUCUUAAAAUCAAGGCUGGCAAACUGGAGUGGGGGGACAUCGCCUACGACUACUUUGUAAUCUUCUUAGGCUUUCUCUUCGGUAUAAUUGGGAUCACCACCUCCUUCUACGCCCUGGUCGAGGCCUUCCAGAUUGGUCUGCCCUUCUAGUGCUCAGGAUCAAGAACUGGUUUCGAAAUACCUCCAGUUAUACAAGAAAUUCAGUGGAAUCUUGCACGGGAAAGUGCGGCUAUUACACGCUGUAAAUCUCUUUAUAAGUGUUUAUAACUGCAUCACGCUUCAAAAAAUAUUGGAAAUAGAAUUAAUGAGUAAUCUUUUUAUGAAGCAAUAAUCAACUAGGAAACAGGGCAGAGCAACAGCUGUGAAAAGGCGGCUUUAGCCAGCAAGUCAAGACUGCUGCGUGUCAGUUCGCCACGUGUAGGAUGCACGCCAGCAAGAACGCCAGCCCCCGUGUCAGCGACACGUGCAGAGUAGUCUGACCCAGGAUUGCCCAGGGACCAGCGCCUGCAGUCAUCAUCACCUGACCCUCGUCGUCAGGUUCAUCGUGUCUUCCAGGGAUUCGUUCCCAUGUUCUCAGAGUCUGCCUGAACGGUAACCAAGUCUUCCAGUAACAUUAGAGUAGGACACGUGUGUGUCAGAGAUAUAAGUUUAGGACACUGCACUGUCGAGGAUAAAAAAGUUUUAGAGCCAUGCUGCUUAAAAAAAAAAAGUGCAGUUGUAGGACACAAGUGCGCCAGGUAAACAAGCCUUGUUAAUAACUGUGACAAAAACAACAAAUCAGGGCUUGUGUUGUUUUGCUGAGCAAGUUGGUGUGUGGGCGGCGAAGAAUGUGGCUAGCUUGUGGUGUGUGGAGGACCCAUGUGGAGGACCUCGUGAAGGUCCUUUGAAGCUCGAGUCACGCUCCACCUGCCAACUUUUUUUUUUUUAAUCCACCAAUUUCUUAGAUGCAAAAAUCAACUAGUCUGUGAGCGUGGUGAGAAAGCACGGUGAAUGUUAGCGGCCUCUCUGUGCUCCGACUCGCUGUUCCUGCGUGUGUCACGCCAAGAGAACCAUCAACCGUCUCCCAUCCACGCCUGCUACCACCAACACCACCACAACUGCAGCUACCACCAAGAAAAACGCGACCGCAGCCUCCGCCGCCACAACCAACAACGCUCUCUGCACUUCACUUCUAGAGUCACAGGUUCCAGAUUCCGUGAUAAGCAUGGUAACAAUGUCUUCCAUUUUUCAACGUGAUGUUUCCAGUGUGUAUGAAUGUAAGGAGUGUUGAGGUGUGCAUGUUGCUUCUGGCUUGCCACAGUCUUACUCCUUUGAAGUAUUGAUUAGAUGACAUUGCAGAUAAUACCCAUAACAGUUAAUAUAGCAAUAUGCCAUUGUCAUAAUAUACAUAUCUGGAAAAGAAAUAUUUGUAGCUAGCGAGAGAUGGUACACUCUUAGACCAUUUCUCUCUCUCUCUCUCUCUCUCUCUCUCUCUCUCUCUCUCUCUCUCUCUCUCUCUCUCUCUCUCUCUCUCUC